Messenger RNA from Diversispora eburnea, 1983 nucleotides. Lineage: Eukaryota; Fungi; Glomeromycota; Glomeromycetes; Diversisporales; Diversisporaceae. The record is from the annotation of a GenBank genome assembly.
AUGGAGUUGCCAGUUGUGAUCCAGUUAAGAAAAAAUGAAUCAGAAGAGUGGGUUGAAAUUCCCUUUACUUAUUAUCUCACAGAUCAAGGUAGUUUUUCAGUAUUAGGAGACCCUGAAGAAUUUGGCUCAAACGGAAUGCAUCAGCGAAUUACUCAAGAUAUUAUUAACUUUUGUAUUAUAACGAACAACAUAGCCGUUACUCGGUUUUUAAUAAAUCGUGUUUCACGAAGAAACUUGUCAAUGGACCAACUUGAACUUAUUCGCGACCCUCGACCAAUAUCUAGUGUUCAUAGCGGUAGACGUCACUCGACAAGCUCCGACGAAGAUACAUACCUCCCAACAAUUCAUUCUCGUAGAAAAAGUUCGCUGGCUUUAGAAAAGGCGGAGGGUGGUUUUAAGGGUGCCGCUUCGUUAGAAAGAAAGGCUACCUUUAGACUGACCCUUGCUAAUAAGCCAAGAAACCGAAUGUGGCUUCGCUCUAUCGCAUUUUUAUUGACAAUUUUUGGGUUAAUUUAUUUCUUUCUUCAGGAGGAUAAAUUCAAUUUCAAUCUUGAAUCUGAUGUAACAGAAGCAAUAAAUGAAAAGGUACAAGAUACUUCAAACAUACCUAUUUUAGAAGAUGAACCUUCAACUCAAGAUAUUGAUAACUCAAAAAUUUCUACUAAGCUUAAAUCUAUACAUUGUACUGUUUCGCAUCCGGGACGUCCAUUAAUUCAAUAUACAUUAAUGAUUGAUGCCGGAUCAACGGGAUCUCGUAUUCAUGUAUAUCGAUUUAAUUAUUGUAAAGAAUCUCCUGAAUUAGAGGAUGAAAUUUUUAAUUAUACUUUACCAGGACUUUCUGCUUAUCCAAAUGAUCCUUUAGCUGCUGCAAAAAGUUUGGAUGGUUUGUUAGAUGUAGCAUUAAAAAAUGUUCCCCCAGAAUUAUAUCAUUGUACACCAGUAGCUGUUAAAGCAACGGCUGGAUUACGUAUGUUAGGUCCAUCAAAAAGUGGACGGAUAUUAGAAGCUGUGGAAAAUCAUUUGAAAAAAAAUUAUCCAUUUCCUAUAGUACCAAAAGAUGGUGUUGUGAUUAUGGAUGGUAAAGAUGAAGGAGUCUAUGCUUGGAUCACUGUAAAUUAUUUGUUAGAAAGAAUUGGAAAAUCUAAAAAAUUAUCUACGGCUGCCAUAUUUGAUUUAGGUGGUGGUUCGACUCAAAUUGUUUUUGAACCAGAAAUGGAUGAUGGUACAGUACUUGAAACCGGAGAUCAUCGAUAUGAAUUAUCAUUUGGUGGACAUGUAUAUGAACUCUAUCAACAUUCAUAUUUACAUUAUGGACUUAUGGAAGCAAGAAAAUCAAUUAAAAAUUUUAUUGCAGAUUUAUGGCUUAGUGCUUCCGAUGAUGAUAAAUCUGGGAUAUAUGAAAUGAUAGGAUCUGAUUUAAAUAUUAAAGGAGAUUAUAUCCCUCAUCCUUGUUUACCAAAAAAUCAUUUAGAAAAAUUGUCUUUCGAUUAUAAUAUAACAUUAAUUGGUACCGGUGCGGGACAUGCUCAAUGUCGAUUCGUCGCGGAACAAGUACUUAACAAAGAUAAAACAUGCCUACUUUCACCAUGUGCAUUUGAUGGAAUAUAUCAACCUCCACUGAAAGAUACAUUUUCAGUACAAGACAUAUAUGCAUUUUCGUAUUUUUAUGAUAGAAUUUAUCCAUUAGGAAUGCCAUCAGAAUUUUCGCUUAAAGAACUUCGGGAUUUAACUGAUUCGAUAUGUUCAGGAAAUAUAGAACAAUUUUCACAUUUACCUGAAGCGAUGAAAGAAAUUCGAAAGAAUCCUUAUUAUUGUAUGGAUUUAACAUUUAUUUAUGGAUUAUUACAUAUUGGAUAUGAAAUUCCAUUAGAAAGAGAAUUAAAAAUUGCAAAAAAAAUAAAUGACAUUGAGACAGGAUGGUGCCUUGGUGCCGCAAUCGCAGUUAUGGAUCAAAAUGCAUGGUGUAAAUCAACAUCAACAUAG